UCUAUAUUUCUGGGUAGUUCACAAUAUUAAGCGGAUUACGGGUACGCUUCUCUCUUAGAAAAAGGAUCCAUAAAUCCAUCAACUUCUCCCGAUUCCUCAUCCUCUCGAUCGAUCGAUACUCAACCGUCGAUUAGGGUUUUUUUCUACGCUUUCCUAAUCCGUGAACGAUGGAUUCUACUACUGCACUCGUCGUUAAGGUGAGUUAUGGAGGUGUGCUUAGGCGCUUCAGGGUUCCUUUCAAAGCAAAUGGACAGCUUGAUCUUGACAUGGCUUCUCUUAGGGGAAAGAUCGCUGCUUUGUUUAACCUCUCUCUGGAUGCUGCUGACUUUUCUCUGACUUACUCUGAUGAAGAUGGUGAUGUGGUGGCCCUUGUUGAUGACAAUGACCUCUUUGAUGUCACCAAUCAGCGCCUCAAGUUCCUGAAGAUUAAUGUGCAGUCCAACGCUGGUAUGUCUGCUAACUCUGUUGCUCCAGAGAGCAGUGGGAGUUCAUCAGCCUCGGCUAUGGCGGAUAUCCAGAACCCGGUUUCUAAGAUCCAGAAGGGUUUCAAUGAUGUUAUGAUGUCUGUGCCUAACCCCAUGCGUGAUACCAUAUCGAAGGUGUAUAUUGACCUUACAUCUAAAGCGGCAUCUUCUAGCCCUGUGGUUGGUGAGCUGUUUGACUGCAUCAACAAGCUAGGAAAGCUCUCAAGCCCUCAGGAAAGUAGUCCUUGCUCUCCUGUUACUAGGCCUGGCUCGUCAGGUCCUUCUUUGAGCAGGGAGGUUCCUUCCGCUGGUGAAAAGAAGGAUGUAUCUAAGAAGACCCAAGCUGGAAAAAAACCUGCUAAUUUGAAUGAACCUGUUGCUGAUUCAACCUCCUCUGGACUGGGUGCUAGUUUCAACGAGUGUCCCUUCAGUGGCAGUCGCGUGAUUGAUUCCAGUCCGAAUCCAACGAAUUUCAACAAGCAUGCCCGUCGUGUAUGUCACUCCAAGAAGACCAGCAAUGGUGAUUACUGGGCCUCACUGGGUGUCUUCCAUAAGGGCAUCCGUUGUGAUGGAUGUGGAGUUCUUCCAAUUACUGGGCCUAGAUUCAAGUCUAAAGUCAAAGAAGACUAUGAUCUUUGCACCAUAUGUUUUUCGGUGAUGGGUAAUGAAGGGGAUUACACAAGAAUGGAUAAGCCUGUCUCAGCUCAACAUCUACAUCCCUUUAGAGGACUACCUACCCCAUUUUCAAACCCUUGGUUGGGACAUGUGCCGCGACCAAACCAUGGAGGUUUACAUUUCAGGUGUACUCGGCCUAAACUAGACAGUCGCUUUGUCCUUGAUGUCAAUGUACUUGAUGGAACAGUUGUUGCUCCAUCUGCUCCAUUCACCAAGAUCUGGAAAAUGAGGAACAAUGGUUCGCUGGUGUGGCCGCAUGGCACGCAAAUCGUUUGGAUCGGUGGGGACAGAUUCAGCAGCUCUUUGUCAGUUGAUUUACAGAUUCCAGUCGAGGGUGUGCCUAUCAACAGUGAGCUUGACGUUAAAGUUGAAUUUGUUGCACCAGAGUCACCUGGUCGAUACAUUUCUUAUUGGAGGAUGGCUUCCUCUAAUGGUGCUAAGUUCGGGCAACGUGUUUGGGUGUUGAUACAUGUUGAUGCAUCUUUGAAGGGCUCUGUUGUGAACGAGUUUCAUGGACUUAACUUGAAUGCCUACCCUGAGGAAAAUUUUGCAAGAGAGUUUUCAGGGAUCAAUGUGAAUCAUGUUCCAGCUCAGUCUGGCAGCCCCAGUGUUAACCCUGGGACAGUGAAAGGUGCUGAUCUUGAACCAGAAGCUUCUUCGGGAUCAAACAAUCUGAUAAAAGAUGACCUGGUGGUUGGUGAAGUUGAGCCUGCUGUUCCUAACACUCUUACUCCAUCUUCAUCUUCAUCUUCAUCUUCUUCAUCAUUCAACAUAAUCGAGUUCCCAAAUAUGACUACUACUGUUGAGGCCUUGGGUGGUGGUUCCUCAUCUACAAAGAACAUCCCAGUUCCUCUUCAAGAGGAUAUUGAGAAGAACGACGUGGAGAUAACCAUGCUCAAGGAGCUCGAGGAGAUGGGUUUCAAAGAGAUUGAUCUGAACAAGGAAAUCCUGAGGGAUAAUGAGUACAACUUGGAGCAGUCUGUUGAUGCUCUUUGUGGAGUUAGCGAGUGGGAUCCUAUCUUAGAGGAGCUUCAGGAAAUGGGCUUCUGUGAUGAUGUGACGAACAAGAGGCUACUGAAGAAGAACAAUGGAAGCAUCAAAGGCGUGGUGAUGGAUCUCCUCACUGGUGAGAAGGAGAAGGAGGCUUAGUGUGCCGUUCGAUUCUGGGAGAAGAAGUCUUUAUCUUAUCAGGAUGAAGUUAUGUUUUAUAAAUAAUAAAACCUGAUGUUUAUGUAGUGUGGUUCCGUACUUGGUCUGUUCCUUUACUCUUUCUUUGUGUUGGAUGGAUGAUGAUGUUCCUACUAUUCUAAAUAAAGUAUUAAGACUUUGCGCUUUA
This is a messenger RNA of Raphanus sativus (radish), 2475 nucleotides long. Its product is annotated as protein NBR1 homolog. Gene Ontology annotation, molecular function: zinc ion binding; protein binding. The coding region runs from base 168 to 2288 and encodes 706 amino acids. The transcript is spliced from 7 exons. NCBI's taxonomy places the organism in Eukaryota, Viridiplantae, Streptophyta, Magnoliopsida, Brassicales, Brassicaceae. The record is from RefSeq and is a predicted model, not a curated record.